AGGGAUUAUAAAUGCAGGCUGGCAGGCUGUGGCUCUAGCUCUUUUCCCUCUAUGUGGGUAUGUGUGUGUCAGCGGUCUGCGUGGACAUACAUCUGACUUUCACCUACAGCCACACAUUCCUUUCAGUCCAAAUCAAAGCAGUAGGGAGAGAGAGAGAGAGAGCGAGAGAGCGUCCAUGAGAGAGCAGCAAUUGGUUUGAAAAAUGUGUGUAUGUGCUUGUGUGUGAGAGAGCGUGAGCGAGAGAGAGAAACAGAGAGAGAGUGUGUGCAUGAGAGGACAGCAAUUGGUUUGAAAAUAUGUGCAUAUGCUUGUGUGUGAAAUAGAGAGAGACAGAGAGAGAGAGAAAGGGGCGGAAGAGAAGGAGUGAGACUGCGCUCGAGUGUGAGGGCUGAAGCUGAGACGGAAAGAAGACAGGGAGUCGGGAAAAGAAGGAAGAAUUUCACCACGGAGCCUGAAAACAGCUGCAACAAAAAGCAGAAUGUGGCAGGACUUCCUGUGGGUGUGUGUUGGAGGAGCAGCAGUCCUGUAUGCGCUGUACUCCUGGCUGAUCCCCGCGGCUGUGCAGUAUAAUGGCUGGUGGGCUCUCCUGUGGCACGACCUCAUCGUGGAGCGCAUGCUUGACGCCCUCAUGGGCUCCACGCGACCCCAGCGCCUCCUACGUGCGGUGCAGAAAAAUUCCACGCGGGGAGACCCCCAGAGCGUCAUCUCUGCAAUCGACCACUUCUGCCGACAUAAGGAGUGGGCCAUGAACGUAGGCGAUGAGAAAGGCUCCAUCCUGGACGGCGUGGUGAGCGAGGUGAACCCCAGCACUGCUCUGGAGCUGGGGACGUACUGCGGGUACUCCACGGUCCGCAUCGCGCGCCUGCUGCCCCCGGGGAGCCAGCUCAUCACGCUGGAGUUCAACCCAGCGUACGCGGCUGUGGCCAAGCAGGUCAUCGCCUGGGCGGGCCUCCAGGACAAGGUUCAGCUGGUUGAAGGGCCUUCUGGAGACCUGAUUCCCCAGAUGAAAGAGCUCUUUGGGGUGAAGUCUUUUGACUUGGUUUUCAUAGACCACUGGAAGGACCGCUACCUUGCUGAUGCCCAACUGCUUGAGGAGUGUGGCCUGCUCAGGAAAGGUAGUGUGCUGCUGGCGGACAACGUCAUCUGUCCCGGGACCCCCGAAUACCUGGAGUACGUCCGAAACAGCCCCCGCUACGAGAGUCGUUACUUCAAAUCCCACCUGGAGUACACCCAGGCGGAGGAUGGGCUGGAGAAAUCCGUCUUCCUGGGAUAGAGGGAGAGAAACACGGCCACAUCCCACGCGUCCUACGGUUUACAGAAGCAAGAAGGCUCUCCUGCUUCAGGAUUAGCAGAAGCGCUAACUGCAGUGCUCCUGUGGCCUAUAUACACACUCAGCGAGCACUUUUCGACUUAUUUCUUAGACAUAAGUGAUUCUGCUACUGUAGCCUAUCCACUUAGAGGUUUGACGUGUUGUGUGUUCGGAGUGAAUUCUACGGUUGUAAUGCGUGGUUAUUUGCGUUACUGUCACCUUUCGACCAGUCUGCCCCUUCUCCUCUGACCUCUCUCAUUAACAACACGUUUCUGCCCGCAGAACUGCUGCUCACUGGAUGUUUUUUGCACCAUUCUCUGCAAACUCUAGAGUCUGUUAUACGUGAAAAUCCCAGGAGAUCAGCAGUUUCUGAGAUACUCAAACUCAUCAACAAUCAUUUCAUGUCACUUAGAUCACAUUUUUCCUCAUUUUGACAUUUGGUCUGAACAACAGCUGAACCUCUUGACCACGUCUGCAAGCUUUUGUUACUUAGUUGUCGCCACGAUUGGCUGAUUAAAUAUUUGCAUUAACAAGCUAAUGUACAGGUCUACCUAAUAGUGUAGAUAUUACAAAAUAUCAUGUCAGUUCAAGAUGGACAGGCAACAUUAGAGUGACUCAAUAUUUGAAGUCUGCUACUGAAGGAAAGGUGAAUUGGAUUAUAAUGUGCAAUAUGACUAAAGAAAACUGAACUAAUCUGAAAGUAGAAAGCCCAGAGGGAGUUUUUGUUGCAUACAAUCUAUAUUUUUUAUUGGAUUUUAGGCAUCAUGUACAAUUUACAAAGAACCAUCAGCUGCAUUAGUAUACAUUUGUACAUACUACUCACUACAUACAACCCAUAAAACACGAUAAAAAUGUUAUGUAUAUUUCUUGUGAAUAAUUUCAGUGUCUGAGAUUUCAUGAACCAAAAACAGUGCCAAUGUAUACUUACUUUCCCUUUGUGAUUGCGUUUUAUAUGGGGUUUUAAUAAAUGCUUAGACAUUUGAAAGAUAAAACCUUAAAAAGUAAUAAAUAUUACAAUUUGUGAAA
Conger conger (European conger) is the source of this 2335-nucleotide messenger RNA. RefSeq names its product catechol-O-methyltransferase a (gene comta). The transcript has 6 exons. Gene Ontology annotation, molecular function: magnesium ion binding; catechol O-methyltransferase activity. The coding region runs from base 479 to 1273 and encodes 264 amino acids. The record is from RefSeq and is a predicted model, not a curated record. Gene Ontology annotation, biological process: dopamine metabolic process; catecholamine catabolic process; developmental process. Lineage: Eukaryota; Metazoa; Chordata; Actinopteri; Anguilliformes; Congridae.